Molecule: messenger RNA, 1508 nt
Organism: Dendrobium catenatum
Lineage: Eukaryota; Viridiplantae; Streptophyta; Magnoliopsida; Asparagales; Orchidaceae
Product: peroxisomal (S)-2-hydroxy-acid oxidase GLO4
Exons: 12
Coding region: 162-1256 (364 amino acids)
Molecular function (GO): FMN binding; oxidoreductase activity
Source: RefSeq, a predicted model, not a curated record
CGAGACCAAAUCACUUCUUUUUAAAAGAAAAUAUGUUUUGAAAGUGAUAGAUUUGGAUUAUGCUUUGAAGAACUAUAGUGGACCUGCUGAAGUAGUAAAAUCUACCGUAGCAGUUCGCUUCCCGUCUUCAUUCCAUCGCCGUCCUCUUAACAGCGGGAAAUAUGGAAAUCGGUCUAACAAAUGUGAGGGAGUUUGAGGAACUUGCAAGGAAAGCCUUGCCAAAGAUGUUCUAUGAUUACUUUAGGGGAGGAGCCGAGGAUGAAUUCACAUUGAGAGAGAAUGUUGAGGCAUUUCAAAGAAUAAGGUUAAAUCCAAGGGUUCUUUUAGAUGUGAGUAGUAUAAAUAUGUCAACUUCCUUACUCGGAUUCAAAUUAUCUUCUCCCAUACUUGUUGCGCCUACCGGCGGGCAUAAGCUUGCACAUCCUGAAGGAGAGGCGGCGACGGCUAGAGCUGCUGCAGCUUGCAAUACGAUAAUGGUGCUAUCAUUUUCAUCUAACUGCACCAUCGAGGAGGUUGCUUCCAGCUGCAACGCUAUUCGUUUCUUUCAGCUAUAUGUAUAUAAGAGAAGAGAUGUUUCAGCAAAGCUUGUACAAAGAGCCGAGAGCUGCGGAUUCAAAGCUAUUGUUGUGACUGUAGAUACUCCGAGAAUAGGACGGAGGGAAGCAGACAUUAAAAAUAAGAUGGAAGCGCCCAAGAUAUCGAACCUUGAGGGUCUAUUGUCGGUUGAUGCUAAUGCUGAUGGCGGUUCUAAUCUUGAGGCAUUCGCAAAUGAAACUCUUGAUCCUUCUCUGAGCUGGAAGGACAUUGGAUGGGUCAAAUCUAUUACAAAAUUGCCAAUCCUGAUUAAGGGUGUUCUUACUGCAGAAGAUGCUAGAAAGGCUGUAGAAGUGGGAGUCUCUGGAAUAGUUGUAUCAAAUCAUGGCGGUCGUCAGCUUGAUUAUGUGCCGGCCUCAAUAUCUGUCCUGGAAGAGGUAGUUCAAGCUGUUUCUGGUGCAGUUCCUGUCCUAGUUGAUGGCGGCGUCCGACGCGGAUCAGAUAUAUUCAAAGCUAUAGCCCUCGGCGCAAAAGCUGUAAUGGUUGGGAGGCCAAUUAUCUAUGGAUUGGCUGCCAAGGGAGAGCUGGGGGUAAGAAAUGUCAUUGGGAUACUAAAAAAUGAGCUGGAGCAUACUAUGGCACUUGCAGGAUGCCCCACUGUGCAAGACAUCACUAGAAGCCAUGUCCAAACCCCAGCUGAUAGGCUAAGAUCUUUAAUAUAAUGAACCAUCCCUUUAAGUUUUUAUGAGAAGUGCUAGGAAAGGGAAUUCUGUGUACUUCCUUUGAUCAUCCUUGAAUAAUUAGCCAUCCGUUGUUGCUGUGAUGGAGGAGGACAAAUACUCUGUGAUACUAUGAGUCCGAAUUGGUUCCAAUAGUAUAGAGCAUCGAUAGAUUUUUUGUUUGGAGCAUGUGAUGUGAAGUAUAGAACAUAUCUGCAUCUAUUUGAUAUAAAAUAUAGAAUUUAUGUCCUCCCA